Molecule: messenger RNA, 880 nt
Organism: Raphanus sativus (radish)
Lineage: Eukaryota; Viridiplantae; Streptophyta; Magnoliopsida; Brassicales; Brassicaceae
Product: LOB domain-containing protein 29-like
Exons: 2
Coding region: 77-727 (216 amino acids)
Biological process (GO): hormone-mediated signaling pathway; positive regulation of DNA-templated transcription
Cellular component (GO): nucleus
Source: RefSeq, a predicted model, not a curated record
UAGCAUCAAACACAAUUUAAUCCUAAAAUUAAAUUCGACCUUGGAAUCAAGAAUUGUCAUCAACACCAAUCAUAUCAUGAGUAGCUCUGGCUCUCCUUGUGGCGCUUGUAAGUUUCUUAGGAGGAAAUGUGCAAAUGGAUGUGUGUUUGCUCCAUACUUUUGUCAUGAACAAGGAUCUUCACACUUUGCAGCCAUUCACAAGGUCUUUGGAGCUAGCAAUGCUUCUAAAAUUCUCUCGAAUCUUCCCAUUAGUGAUCGUUGUGAAGCCGCCAUUACAAUCUCGUAUGAAGCUCAAGCUAGGCUUCAAGAUCCCAUCUAUGGCUGCGUCUCUCAUAUCUUUGCUCUCCAACAACAGGUUGUGAAUCUACAAGCACAGCUUGAGAUUCUAAAGCAACAAGCUGCACAAAGCAUAAUGUUUGCUGAUUCACCAUCAUCAGAAAACCCUAAUAGUUAUUAUGGAGACAAUACUACGACUCCUUAUCAUCAUCAAGAACAUCAAAAUAUUCACCAUCAUCAUCAUGAUCAGACCCAUUUGGUUAACCAAACCGGAAGUUCAGGGAUGGUUCAGCGCGGAGAUGCGAUAGCGAACAGUUACCCCACCGAAAACUCGUCAGGCUUUGGACAAUUCUCAAUCUACCCUGACUUGGAACAACACUUGAACCCUUUCAAUCAAGAUCAUCUCAAAGUGCUUCAAUCGGUAAAUUUGGGUUACAUCUCCUUCUCAUGAUGGUGCGUUCUAUCAAGACAUGGGUUGAUUCCUAUCAACAUCCCAUCUAUAUAGAAUAUAUAUAUAUAUAGCUUUUAUAUAUGUCUCAAGAGUUUUUGAUGGUUUUAGUCUCGAUUGUUGAUGUUGCCUAGCUCUCAAAGAACUGGCUUUGUA